Molecule: messenger RNA, 3141 nt
Organism: Pseudogymnoascus destructans
Lineage: Eukaryota; Fungi; Ascomycota; Leotiomycetes; Thelebolales; Thelebolaceae
Exons: 4
Coding region: 1-1764 (587 amino acids)
Source: RefSeq, a predicted model, not a curated record
AUGUGCAAUUUCUGCAAUUUCUGCAACGCCAUCUUGAUCGAUAUAGUUAAAAUGGUUCGCGUUUCUCUCUCAGUUUCUGCUCUCAUUGGUGCUGUUGCGCUUGCUUCGGCGGCGCCGGCGCCGUUGCCAACGGUAGAUCUGGGAUACGGGUUGUGGAGUGCCUCGAUUAACGACACUGGGAAGCACCCUUACUACACGUUCAGUAACAUCAGAUACGCUGUCCCGCCAGUUGGCGAUCUGCGCUUCAGAGCCCCCGUCCCGCCGAAACACAGGAACACGACUGUCAACAAUGGAUCGGGCAAUCCCAUCUGCCCUCAAGCCAACCCAGCAUGGCUCUUGACUGCCCAGGCGUUUCUGACGGGAACGCCCAUUGAGAACCUAACCAGGCCCGGCUCGGGCUCUGGCUCCGGCGGCGGCUUCAGUUUGGAUGACAUUCCAAAGCCAGCCGCAGGGACGACUGAAGACUGCUUGUUUUUGGACGUUUAUGCACCAAAGUCGAUCUACGAUGCUCCAAAAGUGGAGAACAAGCAGAGCGGUGCCCCAGUACUUGUCUGGAUCUACGGUGGCGGAUACACUGCAGGUUCCAAGACGGGAAGCGGCAAUCCCGCCACUCUCCUUGACAGUGCCAGAGAUGGUGAUGAGAAGGGAAUCAUCUUUGUAGCUCUGAACUACCGAUUAGGCAUGUUCGGAUGGCUGUCCGGACCUACGUACCAGGCGAGCGGUACUGCCAAUAUCGGCCUGCACGAUCAGCGUUUGGCGCUCGAGUGGGUUCAAAAGAACAUCCACCUCUUCGGCGGUGACCCAAACCGUGUCACAGUAAUCGGUGAAAGCGCCGGCGGCGGAUCUAUUAUGCACCAGAUCACCGCCUACGGUGGGCUGAAGGGCAAGGUCCCAUUCCAACAGGCCAUCGUGCAGAGCCCCGGAUGGGUCCCAAGCCCGAGCAACUACCAGAACGAGGCCGUCUUUCAGAAGACCCUCAGCUUCGCAUCUCUCAUCGCCCAGAAGCAGGUCGCCACGGUCGAUGAUCUUCGCAAUCUAACGACUGAGCAACUGUACUACACCAACUACGCCGUGACGGGUCUUUCCAACUACGGUACAUUCACCUACGGCCCAACCGUCGACGAAGACUUCGCCCCCAAGCUCCCCGGCGAACUGCUCCUCCAGGGCCAAUUCGAUAAGAGCCUCAAUGUCAUGCUGGGCCACAACUCCGAAGAGGGCUUCCUCUUCGCCUCCCCCUUCGUCACCAGCGACACCACCCUCAAGGAGUACCUCCAAGGCUCCGUCCCAGCCAUCCUCCCCACGGCCCUCGACACCAUAGUCACGGACCUCUACCCCCCCAACUUCGACGGCUCCCUCCCCUAUACCACGCAGCUCUCCCGCACCUCCGUCCUCGUCUCCGAAUCAGUCUUCACCUGCAACACGCGCGCCCUCAACCUCGCCUACGGCAACAACACGUACAGCUACUACUUCCGCGUCCCUCCCGGACUACACGGCGAGGACGUCGCAUACACUUUCUUCAACGGGGACACAUCGACGUUGAACCAGGGGUUUCCGGUUGAUAGGACGGUGGCGGAGGCGUUGCAGGAUUAUAUUACGAGUUUUGCGAUGAAUGGGAAUCCGAAUGAGAAGGGCGUGCCGUUUUUCCCGCUGUAUGGGGGGAAUUCGAGUACCCAGGUCAUUGAUAUUGGGAAGUUGGGAACGCAGAUAACGGAUACGACAGCGAAUAAGAGGUGUGCAUGGUGGCAGGAGGGGUUGUAUUAUUGAGUAAUGAGUAGUGAUUAUGGAUGAGGGGUGAUGAUGAUGUGGUAGAGGGCCAGAGGUAAAUGCAAUAUAUGAGUUUAUCGACAUUUUCUGGCCCAUGUUCAUUGGAGCACUGGCUCUGCUUCUAGAUCGCCCAGACGGCUCCAUUGAUAUGAGUUGGCAUAGCUUCAGGUGCUCGAGAUAAUUUCGCCUGAGCGAUGGGUGCUGAAGGUUGGAACAAGACAGCCCAUAGCUGAUAGAAUCGUGCCUGGAGGUUAGGCUGUGAAGGAUUCAGUAAAAGCUGCUCUUCACGUACUUGAAAUGUGAAUAAACACUUACUACUAUAUCUAUUGCUAGAAGAAGCUGGUCAGAUGUGACGGUCUGCUCGCUGCCAUCCCCUGUUAGGCUGUUGACUAACGCCUCAGUCAACUCUUUGUCUGCCGGACUGGCAUCUACGAAAUCGCCCAAGUGGCAAAACGACCUCCAUUUCUCUUUGUUCAAUCUUAUUCUCAGCAACAAAUACUUCAAGGUCGAUACAACUUCCCGCUUCACCUCUCUUUGCGUCAAGGUAGUCUCCCUAGCAAACAGGUUCCAUGCCACAACCUCGAGCUGUUCUGGUGACGGAGCCGCGUGCAUAAAUUGAGGCACAACCAUGAUCAAAACAUCCAUAGCAUCACUCAAGGCAGAAGUCAUACCAUUUUGCUGAUUUAAUAGCUGAGUUGUAGUCUCUGGGACCCCAAUGCUUCGGAACAUGCGUUCAAAAUUGGCUCUGCGGAAGAAUGCUGCAUCGUUGCGCCAGAACCACUCAAGUAACAGGGUGCCAAGGAGGCCGUCACAUUGGAAGGCUGUGAGCAAGACUGCGCGUUGGAAGGCUUCAAAAUCGACCUGUCCAUGUUGAGAGUCCCGGGGAAAUGGAUGAUAGGCGUAAAAAUGGAAACUUCUCCAAAGAAGCUGGAGCGCGGCGUCGGAGAUUACAGAUUCGGAAUGGGUGCUUCGUACAUGUCUUGUGAGGCUUUCUUCAUUCUAGUCUGAUAUCCCAUAAGCAGUUGCUUUACCAGAUGAGAAGACAAAACUUGCAUUUCUGCUGGGAUGGGCCCUCGGUGCAGUACUUAUAAAAUGUAGUUUGCAGAUGCUCUCGCUCCUUGAACCCGCUCAGUUACGGCGAAAGUACCUUGCUAAGGUCUCGAGCAACCGACUCUAUUCUGAGUUAGAUACAUCUCGCAAUAGACUAGAUAUCUGCAACUAUUAACCUACCGCAUGUAGCGUCAUCGAGAUAUUUCUUCACCUUUCGAUUCUCUGGUCCUAGGGCAACAUCAUUGAUGAUGUUGACUAAUGCUGCAAACAUUGUAUUAAUUGCAGUAUAGACAAGAAGCAGUAAGCUUUAUUGAAGUAGACGCUGAC